Molecule: messenger RNA, 282 nt
Organism: Strongylus vulgaris
Lineage: Eukaryota; Metazoa; Nematoda; Chromadorea; Rhabditida; Strongylidae
Source: the annotation of a GenBank genome assembly
AUGGGGUGUACAGUCACAUUAAUAGGCGGUGAAUUAUCCUUCUCCUGCAAGAGUCCAAGCCAACCACCGGAUGUUCUUUCGUUCCAAACCGGCUCAUCAUUCCUUGCUCUCCCAAAAUGGGGCGCUUUGGCUAGUGGUAGCUUAUCGUUCCACUUCCGUACAACUGAAAAGGAUGGCCUUAUUCUUUUUCACGGCAACAUGGGAAAGGAUGCCUUUGAUUAUGUCGCUUUCGAGUUGAUAGACGGUCAUUUACAUAUGAUCAUUAACCUUGGCAGCGGUGCC